AUGACGGAAGAAUAUCUUAUAAUGAAUUCGAACAAUGGAAAAAUUGAUCUGAAUGGAGACGGCAUUCUUACACGCGAUGAAGCGAAACGUUAUGAAAAGGACGUAUCAAGUGGUAUUAUUGAUGGCAUUUUUGAGAUUGCUGAUACUAAUCGUGAUGGUAAAAUCACGAUGAGUGAAUUUAUAAAUGCAGCUGAGAGUCGUGCAAUUUAUGGAAAACCGAAAACACAGGAAGAACGGAAUGGAGAACUGGCCCAACGACUAAUUUCUUUAAUCGAUCAAAAUAGUGACCGACGGCUUAGCAUCCAGGAAAUUCACGCUUUUGCCAAUAUCAAUGCAAAGGUGUCGGAGGACGAUGUGCUAAGAGCUUUCACAUAUAUUGAUAUAAAUCGUGACGGAUGGUUAAAACUUGAUGAGCUUAUUCGAAUACCGAAUAAAAUGGCUGAAUUAGUUCAUUUCCAAGAAGCACCACUCGUUUUAUAA
Messenger RNA from Dracunculus medinensis (Guinea worm), 480 nucleotides. The record is from the annotation of a GenBank genome assembly. Lineage: Eukaryota; Metazoa; Nematoda; Chromadorea; Rhabditida; Dracunculidae.